UCUGUUAACAUUAAUGGGGCUAGUGGGAGAUAUCUUCUGGGACCGAUUACUUGUUACAGUAUGCUAAUUUUGUUCUGUUUACGAUGAGAUGUGAAAUCGAACUUAACCUGAAUGGAUGGCUAGAUACUGUUUUUUACUCUCAUCAUUGGAUUUCUAUAAUUAUGGAGAAUGUUCAGUUUAGAAUCUUAUAAUUAUAAAUGGUUGUUUAGCACAUGAGUUGCUGAUAGAAGGCUGGUUCUUCUUUCCUUAGAGAUAGAGAGAUGGUGAAAAAAGGAAACAUUGUGCAGUACAGGGAGAGGUUGGACAAGAGCCUCGCCUUACCUGAUCUGACAGAUGAACAGAUACUCAAAACCCUUGUCAAAAGUCAACUCCAACGUUCUUGUUCAAAAGUGGAAAUUGAAGGAUGUAAUGAGAAAUUAGUAGAAACCAAAACCAAGGAGAUAUAUGACUUUCUUAGUAUGUUGAGAAGUGCUUCUGGAGACAAUAGUGCAGGAUCUAGUACAUCACGCUCUGAUUGGAAAUUAAAACAGGAUACUGAAGAUUUUCGAGUUAUGUAUCGCGAAGGACCAGAGGGAACUCCCUUUCAUACAUUGCUAGUUGAAGGCUAUGUGGAUGGGCCUCUAGAUCUCUCUUUGUGCCUUUCAUGGGAGUCCUUCCUCUACAAGAAAUGGUGGCCUCAGUUUACUAUUCCCAGUUUCAAAGUUCUAGUAUCUGAACGUUUGAAGAGGGUCCAGAUUGGAGAACACAUCUCACUUGUUAGGAUGAAGGUUCCAUGGCCCCUAUCUACAAGGGAAGCUAUAGUGCAUUAUUAUCUUUUUGAGUACUUUCAAGAUGACUUAGUAGUUGUUCUUUUGAAUACGGUCUCUGAGUCUACGAGCAUUGACAAUUUCAACAUGGAUGCAAUUCCUGAGGCGAAGGAUGUUGUGAGAAUUGAUUUACUGGGAGGCUAUGCUAUGCAAAAGGUGACAUCAGAAAGAAGUUAUUUUCGGAUAAUAGGAAAUUUGGAUAUAAAGCUGGAUUUUGUGCCUCCAACCCUCAUAAAUUUCAUUUCAAGGCAGCUCAUCGGCAGUGGUUUCAGACUUUAUCAGAAGGCUGUUGCUUCGAUGUUGGGCAACCAUAAAGAUAAAGACAUCAGCAAGGCCUUGGAGGAUCCAUUGUAUGUUAGAAUACGCGAAGCUUUGGUAAUUGGAGAAGAGCUUAAGCAAGAUGCAAGCUUUGUUCCAGCUGAAGGACUUAUUCAAAGUGAGCAAAAUGGGGUAAAAGAUAAAGAUAUAUCCUGUGAGUAUAUGAGCAACCAACGUGCAGGUGGUGAAGAAGAUGUAGAAGCAGGUUGUGAAGAGAUUGUACGAGUUGAGGAAGAUGUUAACAAGGUACUUGAAGUUCCAUUUGAGGAAGGUGAUUCAUUGAGUGUGCUGAUCAAUGGUGAGAUUGAAGCAGAUAAUGAAGAGAUUGAGAAGGAAAUGAUCAGAGUGAGUGAGAUUCCAACUGAGAAAAAGGACUCAGGGAGUGUACUGAAGGAUAAGAUGAAUGGACAUGUACGCUCAGAUGUGAGAAGGGCUCUAGAAACAAUAGAGAGGGUUAUUUCAACGGUUAAGGAACAUGGAUUUCAUUCUCGAAUGCCUACUUCAAACUCUGCAAAACCUAUUCCAGUAUGUUUGAAAGAGGAGGAUAGUGUCAAAGAAUCAAGCAGCAAUAUACGAGAGGAAACUUCAGAAGAAUCUGGGACGAUACAAAGCUUAAGGCAGACAGAAAUAAAUCCAAACUUGAAGGAAGUUAACCAUAAGAAAGUAGCACCAGCUUCAGCAGACCAUAAUCUUUCAAGACCAGUGGAAGUGAACCAGAUUGAUUCAUAUUCUUUGAAAAAUGGGACAACAGUCCAAGAUAUAAGUUCAGAGGACAUGAAAAAAUCAACCAGGGAGAUAAGAAGGCAGAACCCAAAACGCAGCGUUCGAAGUCGGAGUCUUGGGGAACAAGUUGCAAAGGCAACCAUAAAGAAAGGGAAUCUUGGUGCUCAAACUGUAAAGGCGAAAAUGGGCUGGGUUUGGAGCGAUGACAACAGCGACGAUCUUCGACGCGAUAUCUCGUCGGAAGGGUGCUCCACCACGAGGGUCGUCAAAGCUCAAUGCAGAACAGAGGAGGUCGAAUCUGGAAAGUUCGUCAGAAAGUGCGAGAAAACAGAAGAGCUUCUCAGGAAUUGCAUCGGAAAGCCUGUUGAAGUAUUGCAAUCUAACAAAGAGUAUACCGAAGAGGAUAUAACAGACGAGGUACUUAAAGGAAGGUCUGUUCCAUCUAGCUCAUCAGACCGUGGUGUGUUUGACUUCCCAGGGCUACGAAAUGAUAUCGAAGUCAUGGAACGUAACCUUUUCCAUGGUCUUAGUCGUUUCCUGGAAUCAGCUGAAGAAAUGACGAAUGACUUUUUUGAUGUUUUUGGUAAGUCUCCAAGGAUCUUCGAUGCAGAGUCGUCUUCACCCUCUGUGAAGCGAGAGAUCCCUAUUGCAAGUCGCCCAGAAGCUUAUCCUAAAACCCAGCAGAAGGAAUCAGGAGAUACUGAUUAUGUUUCAGUCGCUCAAGAUGUUUAAACUUUGAACGUCGACAUCUGGACCACAACCAAGACCUGUAAUAACAUUUUUCUCUGCAUCUUUGGAUCUGUUUAACUUGUUUUAUUUUGUUUUAAGCUGUGACACAUGGAACGUAUGACCAAUUUGUUAUCUUUUCACUCAAAUAUAGCCAAUACGAAUGAAAACAAAUCCAGUUUUAGACAAA
Messenger RNA from Vigna radiata var. radiata (mung bean), 2763 nucleotides. RefSeq lists its product as uncharacterized. NCBI's taxonomy places the organism in Eukaryota, Viridiplantae, Streptophyta, Magnoliopsida, Fabales, Fabaceae. The transcript has 12 exons. The coding region runs from base 261 to 2579 and encodes 772 amino acids. The record is from RefSeq and is a predicted model, not a curated record.